AUGGCGCUGGGAGGUGGGGUUUUGGAAGGUGACAAGGCACAGCUGACUGGAACACCCGGCGUCCAGAACUGGGAGAAAUCAGUGUCUGUUGCGCACUUCCGGAAGACGGGGAGCGUCCUGCUCACUGCUCUUCUGACGUCGGUCUGAGCGCCUUGCGCCCAGGCUAUGUGGCUGGGAAGGCUGGACCCGAGGCAGCUUCUGGGGUCCUGGUACGUUCUCGCCGUGGCCUCCGGUGAGAAGGGCUUUGCGGUGGAGAAGGCCACGAAGGACAUCGAGGGUGUCGUGGUGACCCUUACUGCAGAAAACAGUCUGAAAAUGCUGUCCCCCGGGCACAGGACGGACGGUCUCUUUUCCGGGCUGGAGAAGUGUGACGUGGGCACGGUGUUGCUGCGGAGACAGAACUCUGGAUGGGUGUUUGAGAACCCCUCCCUGGGCGUGUCAGACUACCGGGUGCUGGGCACCGACUUCAGGGACUACGCCAUCGUCUUCACCUAGCUGGAGUUCAAGGACGAGGCCUUCAGCAGGGAGCUAUACAGUCGCACGGAGCUGGCCAGCCAGGAGGCCGUGCGCCUCUUCACCAGGUGGAGCAGGGGCCUGGGCUUCCUGUCCCAGCAGCAGGCCGCGCUGCAGCGGGACCUCACCUGUGCGCACAAGGCCUUCCAGGCAGGCGGCACCGACCAGGCUGAGCACCUGGGCCGGCCCUCUGUGCCCGGGGCAGGAGAGGGCCCGCAGCCCCCCGGCCUCCCCAUCGGCCCACCCCAGGCCGGCUCAAGGCUCCGGGUUGGUUGGACGGCCACAGCAGGGUCGGUGGGUGGGGAGAUUUAA
This is a messenger RNA of Prionailurus viverrinus (fishing cat), 825 nucleotides long. RefSeq names its product lipocalin 6 (gene LCN6). NCBI's taxonomy places the organism in Eukaryota, Metazoa, Chordata, Mammalia, Carnivora, Felidae. The record is from RefSeq and is a predicted model, not a curated record. Gene Ontology annotation, molecular function: small molecule binding.